GAGAGCGCUAGGGCUCUAGCGGGGCCGCUCGCUGCCGGAGGCGCGGCGCGGAGCUGCUGCGGUGGCCGCGGGAGCCGCAGGCGUCUGCAUUUCCCCGCCUCCUCCCCGAGUGCGGACGCUGCUGCCCAGUCGCCGCCCGAGGCCGGUGUUGAUGCCCGGGAGGGUCUUGCGCCGCCACCGCACGGAGCGGGGAGAAAAGAGGCGACCACCCGCCGCAAGCGACCGUCCCCCUGCAACCCGCGCCGCCCGCGCCCUCCGCGCCAGCCAUGGUGGACGUGCUGGGCGGGCGGCGCCUGCUGGCCCCCGGCGGCGCCUGGGUGGAGGCCGAGGCGGCGCUGCAGAACAAGGUGGUGGCGCUGUACUUCGCAUCGGGCCGCUGCGCGCCCAGCCGCGACUUCACGCCGCUGCUCUGCGACUUCUACGCGGAGCUGGUGGAGCAGGCGCGCCCGCCCGCGCCCCUGGCCGUGGUCCUCGUGUCCACCGACGGCAGCGCCCCGGAGAUGGAAGGGUUCCUGCGGCAGCUGCCCGGCGCCUGGCUGGCGCUCCCCUUCCACGACCCCUACCGGCAUGAGCUGAGGACCAGGUACCGCGUCACAGCCACCCCCAAGCUUGUGAUCCUGAAGCCCAGUGGGGAGGUCAUCACCGACAAAGGGCGCAAGCAGAUCCGGGAGCGGGGCCCGGCCUGCUUCCAAGGCUGGGUGGAGGCCGCCCCGGUCUUUCAGAACUUCUCCGGCGCCAUCAUACCCUAGGAAGGAGGGACAAUGUCGAGGCUGUGCAGUCCCGUCAGGACCAAACCCCGCCGGCGCCGGGUCCCAAAGGACCGGAGCCCCGCGGGUCUGAAGCGCAGGAGGCGCCUGGCCGGGAGCAGAGGGUUCGAGCCUCCGCUGGGCUCGGCUCAGAGCACACACAAGAAGCGACCCAUGGGUGCGGAAGUAAGGGGAGCGCUCUCUCUCUCUCUCUCUCUCUCCCCCCCUCCUUCUCCCUUCUUCCCUCCACUCCCGUCCUCUCUCUCUCAAUCAGUAAAUUAAAAAUAAUAAUAAAGCUCAUAUAAACUCUGUUUCUUAAAGAAAGAAAAGAGCAAGAGGGGAGCCACAGGUUCGGGUUUGCAGCCGGUCCUGCCUCCUGCCCGCCUCGCUGGGCAGCUUGUCCCGUGGCCAGGCCAGGCCUUCCCUCCUUUCCAGCUGCACUGUGACGGGGGGGG
This is a messenger RNA of Myotis daubentonii (Daubenton's bat), 1201 nucleotides long. It is a transcript of the gene NXNL2, whose product is annotated as nucleoredoxin like 2. The record is from RefSeq and is a predicted model, not a curated record. Gene Ontology annotation, biological process: sensory perception of smell; visual perception; photoreceptor cell maintenance. NCBI's taxonomy places the organism in Eukaryota, Metazoa, Chordata, Mammalia, Chiroptera, Vespertilionidae. The transcript is spliced from 3 exons. Bases 267 to 749 code for a protein of 160 amino acids.